This is a messenger RNA of Apiotrichum porosum, 480 nucleotides long. RefSeq lists its product as uncharacterized. Lineage: Eukaryota; Fungi; Basidiomycota; Tremellomycetes; Trichosporonales; Trichosporonaceae. The transcript has 2 exons. The coding region runs from base 1 to 480 and encodes 159 amino acids. The record is from RefSeq and is a predicted model, not a curated record.
AUGCUUCCCAUAAAGAGGUUUGCAAGGGUUCGCUUGGCCGCUGAGGUCAAGAAGGUCGUGGAAUCAAGUCGGAAGGUCGCCACAUGGCCCAAAGCUUGGUACCCUUGUCGACACGUGGUUUGCCCUGGGCUCGCAGGACAGAACACCAAGCACCCCGACAGCGACCCUACGUACGAGCUUGUCCGUCUGUCGUAUACAUCUAGUAACCCCGGUUGUCGACACUUCAAUGUUCGCCCAACGACCACCUUCCUCGCCCCUCCGCCACAGCCCAACCUCUCCCGUCUCCCGUCCUUCCGUCUUCCACACGUCCUUCCCAAGGGUUCCAAAAAGGCAAGACCGCUUCCUCUGCUGAACAGAGGGAAGCAGAGAGCACGUAGGUCCGACUGGGAAUCGAACCCAGAUUACAAGAACGAAGAGACAGGUCGCAGGGUUGAAGACUACGACAACGCAGAGGUCAUCCAUCAGAAUCUUGUGUACUAA